AGAUUUUAAACUCUAUUGUGCAACCUGCGCAAGUGCAAGAAGUAGUUUUGCGAUUGGAUAUGAACACAUCGAAGAUAGAGAUGGUUGUUAAAAAACGACGUCACGGUAACUGGUGAGAAAAAGAUGGAGUACAUCGUAUUGCGCAGAAGAAAGAGAGGAAGAGAGAUAGGGACCACCGCCAGUAUGAUUGCUCGAUCACUUGUUCUCAGUCUCAGUAGUAAAGCAAAGUUCGGUGAGAGGAGCGGUUUUCUCAGUACAUUUGGAGCGAAACACAAACUAGAGACAGAAAUUUUUGUUUUAUCACCGUAUACCGUAUCGUUGUGAAUAAAAUUUUGGUGCUACCCUGCGGAGGAUGGCAUCCACGAAGGACGACGGCACCGACAGCGUGCAGUUUUUCGAAGGUGUAGAAAAACUCCUCGAGAUUUGGUUCACGAGCAGCAGCAGCAUAAACAGAAAGCAGGGCGAUCUCAGGCAGAUUCCUCAAUGGAAAUGGCAAUCCUUACUAAAAAUCGUUCGUUGCGAGAUCAUCAGUAUUUGUCGCACUGAACAUGUGGAUGCUUAUGUUCUCAGUGAAAGCAGCAUGUUCCUAUCAAAGCGUAGACUUAUUCUAAAGACAUGUGGCACAACUACCCCCCUUCAAUGCUUGGAACCUCUUUUGGAACUUGUUAAAGAGCAUACUGGCUUUGAAGAAGUAGAGAACGUAUUCUAUUCACGAAAAAACUACAAGAAACCGGAAUUACAGAUAUCCCCGCAUCAAGCGUUCGAAGAAGAAGUUACUCUGCUUGAUACCUUCUUUCCCGCUGGUGAAGCUUACAGUCUAGGUUCUGUAGACUCAGAUUGUUGGUACUUGUAUACUCUGAAUAAAGAGAAAUCCGUAGAUGAACCCUCAGAACCGGAUCAAACCUUAGAAAUCCUGAUGACUCAUUUAGACACAGAAGUAAUGAGUCUCUUCACUAGAGACGUUUGUUCCUCUGCAGACGAAGCGACUCAAAAAUCUGGAAUCGACAAACUGAUUCCCAAUAUGAUUAUAGACGACUUUUUGUUCGAACCUUGCGGCUAUUCAAUGAACGGGGUAUCAAAAAACGGAAACUACAUGACUAUUCAUAUUACACCGGAACCAGAAUUUUCGUACGUCUCAUUCGAGAGUAACAUCCCAGAGGCAUCUUACGAAGAGAUAAUACGGCGCGUGCUGAACACGUUCAAACCGGAGAAAUUCGUCGUCACCAUAUUUGCUAAUAAAGAAUCGAUAGCGGCCAGCUGUCCACGUGAUAUGGAACAAACCGAUUAUCUAAAAGGUUCCGGCGAUUGGCUGCGCACGGACGUGCAAUAUUGCCGUUUCAAAAAUUACGAUCUGACUUGUGCAUUUUACUCAAGAUUUCCGAGCUGAGGGUUCAUGGACGC
This is a messenger RNA of Ceratina calcarata, 1401 nucleotides long. RefSeq names its product S-adenosylmethionine decarboxylase (gene SamDC). Gene Ontology annotation, cellular component: cytosol. The record is from RefSeq and is a predicted model, not a curated record. Gene Ontology annotation, molecular function: adenosylmethionine decarboxylase activity. The coding region runs from base 353 to 1387 and encodes 344 amino acids. NCBI's taxonomy places the organism in Eukaryota, Metazoa, Arthropoda, Insecta, Hymenoptera, Apidae. Gene Ontology annotation, biological process: spermine biosynthetic process; spermidine biosynthetic process. The transcript is spliced from 6 exons.